This is a messenger RNA of Meleagris gallopavo (turkey), 1438 nucleotides long. It is a transcript of the gene SFRP5, whose product is annotated as secreted frizzled related protein 5. NCBI's taxonomy places the organism in Eukaryota, Metazoa, Chordata, Aves, Galliformes, Phasianidae. The record is from RefSeq and is a predicted model, not a curated record. Gene Ontology annotation, molecular function: Wnt-protein binding. Gene Ontology annotation, biological process: non-canonical Wnt signaling pathway; canonical Wnt signaling pathway.
AAAGGGCAGCGUGGGAGGUGCCGGAGGAGCAGGCAGCGGCCGUGCGUCCCACUCGGCAGGCACGGCGAUGCUGCGGGCGAGCGGCCCCGCGGGCACGGUGACACUGGCACUGCUGGCACUGGCAUUGGCACGAGGCGAAGGGCAGCACUACGACUACUAUGGCUGGCAGCCGGAGAACGUGCCCCGCGGGCGCUUCUACGGGCGGGAGCCACAGUGUGUCGACAUCCCGGCAGACAUGCAGCUGUGCCACGAUGUGGGCUACAAGCGCAUGCGGCUGCCCAACCUGCUGGAGCACGAGUCCAUGGCUGAGGCCAAGCAGCAGGCCAGCAGCUGGGUGCCGCUGCUCGCCAAGCAGUGCCACGCCGACACGCAGCUCUUCCUCUGCUCUCUUUUUGCCCCUGUCUGUCUCGACCGCCCCAUCUACCCAUGCCGCUCGCUCUGUGAGGUGGUGCGCGAUGCCUGUGCGCCCGUCAUGGAGUCCUAUGGCUUCCCCUGGCCCGAGAUGCUGCACUGUGGCAAGUUUCCUUCUGACCACGACCUCUGCAUCACCGUGCAGUUUGGGAACAACCAGGCCACCCCACCACCGGUAUGUACCGUCACAGCCAAGAGCAUCCAGCCCGGAGCGCUGCACCUGUGUCGUUUCCCACAUCCCUGCAGGUCCCCUCAGGCUGGGGAAGGGAUGUCAUCUGAAGGCAGCCUUGGGUCAGGAUCAGUGCCCAAGAUCUGCACCCAGUGCGAGAUGGAGCACAAGGCGGAUGGCAUGAUGCAGCAGAUGUGCUCCAGUGAUUUCGUGGUGAAGAUGCGCAUCAAGGAGGUGAUAGAGGAGAAUGGAGAGAGGCGCCUGGUGGCUGCCCAGAAGAAGAAGGUGCUGAAGCUGGGUCCCCUGAAGCGCAAGGACACCAAGAAGAUGGUGCUGCACAUGAGGAACACGGGCUCCUGCCCCUGUCCCCAGCUCGACAACCUAAGCGGCAGCUUCCUGGUGCUGGGGCGCAAGGUGGGCGGCCGCCUGCUGCUCCUUGCCAUCUACCCCUGGCGGAAGCACAACAAAGAGAUGAAGUUCGCCGUCAAGUUCAUGUUUUCCUAUCCCUGUCCCCUAUACCAUCCCCUGCUCUACGGUGCUGGGCAGCACUAGGGUUCUGUCCCAGGACUCCUGCACUUGCCCUGCUCUGCAACCCCAGUUAUGCACUCAGGCAACGUUGAAGGAAGCCCUGAUCUGCACCCAGGACCCCUGCAGCCCCCUAAGUCCCCUAACUGCAUGUAAGACCCUUGCUUGACCUCAGCUGCACCCCAGACCCCAACCCUGCCCAGCUCCCAUACUCCUGCUCUCUGUGCCCACAGACUGCCCGCCUCAGCUCCCGAAAGCCCUGAGCUGCAUGGCCCCAGCUCUCCAGCACUCCACACCCUGGCCUACUAGAGUAAAUUAUUUUGUCUGAAAUAA